AUGUCGCCUGCUGCCCAGUUCCUGAAUGGCUGGGGUAGCAACUCUCAAACCGCUGCAGAACCAAAGCCGGAUGAUGAAGGUCAGUCCAUUGGUAUCAACAACGAGUAUGUCGUCGGUCGUCAAAUUGGUUCGGGCGGUUUCAGUCUUGUCAAGGAGGUUAUCGGUAUGGACGAUAAUGGCCAAAGGAUCAAGCGUGCUGUCAAGAUCGUUCGCAAGACGGUCGCCAAUGUCAGUGAAGCCGAGAAUGACAAGGCCCAACAAGCUGUCGACUAUGAGAUCGGCAUUUGGCGCUACCUGAACCAUCCUCACAUACUCCAACUCCACACGAGCUUCAUCACGGACUUUGCUACCUUCUGCAUCAUGGAUCUGGUCGAGAGCGGCUCCUUGUACGAUCUCCUCAGCGAACUUCGAAACAACGGUCAGAUGGGCUUGAAUCCUGAACUUGCAAAGACAUACUCACACCAACUUGCUGCGGCGCUGAGAUACAUGCACGCAGACGUCAGACUCGUCCAUCGCGACGUCAAGCUCGAGAACUGUCUUGUCCAGAUCAGGCCUGAGGACGAAUGCGGCAGUCUCAAGCUAUGCGACUUUGGCCUGGCCAGCUUUGUCGAUGGCGACGCAUCGGGUAUGACUGAUAGUGUACGCUCACUCGACUCUGAAGACAACAAGGAACCUGCGGGCACCCUCGAGUACCUGGCUCCAGAACUACUAGGUGGCACUACGCGAAAGGACUACUCUGCAGACAUCUGGGCCUUUGGCGUGUGCGUAUACACCAUGGUCACUGGCAAGCGUCCGUUCCAGCACACGAUUCAGUUCAAGCUUGUGGAACUAAUCGAGGCCGGCGACUGGAAUAAGGAUCUGGUCCUAGCAUCUCCCGCUGGCCAAGUCGACGGCGAAGACAUCUGCGACCUGCUCCAUGGCUGUUUGGACACCGAUCCCGAGUCGAGAUGGACCAUCGCUGAUGUCAUGGGCUGUAAUUGGUUCACUGGUCUUGUCGACGUCGCAGCUGACCCCGACUGGGAACACGUGAACAACACACAGACCUAA
Aureobasidium namibiae CBS 147.97 is the source of this 1047-nucleotide messenger RNA. RefSeq names its product kinase-like protein. Gene Ontology annotation, cellular component: cytoplasm; nucleus. The transcript has a single exon. NCBI's taxonomy places the organism in Eukaryota, Fungi, Ascomycota, Dothideomycetes, Dothideales, Saccotheciaceae. The record is from RefSeq and is a predicted model, not a curated record. Gene Ontology annotation, molecular function: ATP binding; protein serine/threonine kinase activity. Gene Ontology annotation, biological process: protein phosphorylation; mitotic DNA damage checkpoint signaling. The coding region runs from base 1 to 1047 and encodes 348 amino acids.